Molecule: messenger RNA, 1010 nt
Organism: Aphanomyces invadans
Lineage: Eukaryota; Oomycota; Saprolegniomycetes; Saprolegniales; Verrucalvaceae
Exons: 1
Coding region: 4-804 (266 amino acids)
Molecular function (GO): metal ion binding
Source: RefSeq, a predicted model, not a curated record
GCCAUGGUCGAGAAACGGCGGCGGCAAACCGGCGCCGAGGUGCCCAUCGCAAAGCGCAUGCAACAAUCUGCCGACCUUCCAUUUGUAGUUGCCAAGAAGGAAAGCGAUGAUGACCUUGAAGACAAGAUCAAGGCACUUGAGGCGCAGUUGAAUUCAUCGUCGAGCGACGACGACAGCUCCGAUGACUCCGUCAAUGAUGACGAAAACGAUGACGAGGCCAAAAGAACACAUGACGGUCCUGCAAUCCUCAGCUUGUCCGCAUAUCAAAAUGAAAAGGUGCCGGCAUUGCCUUCCGAGCUUCUACCGAAAGCGCAAGCCUUUCAAAGCAAUCGAAGGAUCAAUACGUCACAAACCGAAGUGGCUCCGCCGCCAAAGAUCGUCGGUAAGGUCCCGUUUGCAUGCAAACCGUGCGGGUUUGUCGGCAAAGACUUGGACGAUUUUCAGACACACAAGGCUUCCGAUGCCCACAACGACGUCGUCGGGACGACCACCCAGCGCACAAGCUGCAAACUGUGCGCCAAGGACUUUACCAGCGCGGAACAGCUCGCCGAGCACAAGCUCGGCAAGUGGCACCUCAUGCGAAAACGAACGAAGAAGGAGCACUUCCACGAAGCUGUCCGAGUAUGCUACGACUUUAUGCGCGGCACGUGCUUUCGCGGCGAUAUGUGCUCGUUUAGCCACGACAACAAGAACUCCAAGCCCCACCAGGCCAUCAAGAAACCAACGAGACCGUGUAACCAAUUCAAGACCGGGACGUGCAAAUUUGGCGACAACUGCAUCUUUCUGCAUACGACAGCCAAGUAAACCCCGUUGGCCUUGUACCUGGUUAUGCUACAGCGAGUGUAGUCGGCAACUGGAACUGCACGCUGGACCUGUUCGGGUCCAUCGUUUAAGCGAUUCGCAAGCACAAUCAGUUGGAUUUGCGUGAAGGCAGUGUGCUGUAUUGGCACGGGUGGUGGUAGGCCGUGGUGCACGCAUUUGCAAUACAUUCUUGGCCAUGGAGAAAGGGA